This is a messenger RNA of Aspergillus terreus NIH2624, 1209 nucleotides long. Its product is annotated as casein kinase 1 family protein. Lineage: Eukaryota; Fungi; Ascomycota; Eurotiomycetes; Eurotiales; Aspergillaceae. Gene Ontology annotation, biological process: endocytosis; signal transduction; peptidyl-serine phosphorylation. Gene Ontology annotation, molecular function: protein serine/threonine kinase activity; ATP binding. The transcript is spliced from 4 exons. Bases 1 to 1209 code for a protein of 402 amino acids. Gene Ontology annotation, cellular component: nucleus; cytoplasm. The record is from RefSeq and is a predicted model, not a curated record.
AUGACGACCAUGGAUUUGCGUGUCGGUAACAAAUACCGCAUCGGCCGUAAGAUCGGCAGCGGUAGUUUCGGUGACAUCUAUCUCGGCACCAACAUCAUCUCCGGCGAGGAGAUCGCUAUCAAGCUCGAGAGUGUCAAGGCUAAGCACCCCCAACUGGAAUACGAAGCCCGUGUCUACAAGUCUCUGGCUGGUGGUGUUGGCAUCCCCUUCGUUCGUUGGUUCGGUACUGAAUGCGACUACAAUGCCAUGGUCAUCGAUCUGUUGGGUCCCAGUCUGGAGGAUCUGUUCAACUUCUGCAACCGCAAAUUCUCCCUGAAGACCGUUCUCCUCUUGGCCGACCAGCUCAUCUCCCGCAUCGAAUACAUCCACGCCAAAUCCUUCAUUCACCGUGAUAUCAAGCCUGAUAACUUCCUGAUGGGCAUCGGCAAGCGCGGCAACCAGGUCAACGUCAUUGAUUUCGGUCUGGCCAAGAAGUACCGGGACCCCAAGACGCACUUCCACAUCCCUUACCGCGAGAACAAGAAUCUUACCGGAACCGCUCGGUACGCCAGCAUCAACACUCACUUGGGUGUCGAGCAGUCUCGUCGUGACGACAUGGAAUCUCUGGGUUACGUGAUGCUCUACUUCUGCCGUGGCACUCUCCCUUGGCAGGGUCUGAAGGCCGCGACCAAGAAGCAGAAGUACGACCGCAUCAUGGAGAAGAAGAUGACGACUCCCACCGAGGUUCUCUGCCGUGGCUUCCCCAACGAAUUCUCCAUUUACCUGAACUACACCCGUUCUCUGCGGUUCGAUGACAAGCCCGACUACUCCUACCUCCGCAAGAUCUUCCGGGACCUCUUUGUCCGUGAGUCGUUCCAGUACGACUACGUGUUCGACUGGACAGUCUACAAGUACCAGAAGAACGCGGCCAUGAUCGUCGAUGCCAACAGCAAGAAGGACAAGGAGGCUGAGGAGCAGCAGCGCCGUCAGGGCGUCGGUGCCGCUCCCAUGGGCACUCCUGGUGCUGCCGCCAAGCCCGGUGCCAUCUCCAGCCAGCGUCGCAAGGUCAUCGACCGUGGAGCCAUGGACAACACCCCGGACACUAACCGUGCUGUGGGAGGAAGCGAUAGGAUGCUGCGUUCGGCUUCCAAGGUUGCUGCUUCAGGUGCAUAUGGACCUGCUGGUGGUCGCUCGAAGCGGGACGAUGGGUAUGGUGCUCAGUGGUACUAA